Messenger RNA from Pelobates fuscus (common spadefoot toad), 2476 nucleotides. RefSeq names its product breast carcinoma amplified sequence 4 (gene BCAS4). The record is from RefSeq and is a predicted model, not a curated record. The coding region runs from base 18 to 1253 and encodes 411 amino acids. Gene Ontology annotation, cellular component: BLOC-1 complex. The transcript is spliced from 5 exons. Lineage: Eukaryota; Metazoa; Chordata; Amphibia; Anura; Pelobatidae.
GGGAGCUGCAGCCAGUGAUGAGUGAGCGGCUCUGGGCCCCUGAGAGCAGCAACCGGAGGUCCCCAGGACCCGGCGGCCACAUGGGGGAGAGAGCCGGGGCUGUGAGCAGGGAUGAGGCCGGGGGAGAGACAGCAGAAAUCCAGCAAGACCAGCAUGGAGGGAGUGGGAGGAAACUGCAGGGAGGUAUUGGGGUGCAGGAGCUGCAGGGAGGAUUAGGGGUGCAGAAGCUGCAGGAAAGUAUUGGGGUACAGGAGCUUCAGAGAGGAUUAGGGGUGCAGGAGCUGCAGGGAGGUAUUGGGGUGCAGGAGCUGCAGGGAUGUAUUGGGGUGCAGAAGCUGCAGGGAGGUGUUGGGGUGCAGGAGCUGCAGGGAGGUAUUGGGGUGCUGGAGAUGCAGGCAGGUAUAGGGUUGAAGGAGCUGCAUGCAGGUAUUGGGGUGCAGGAGCUGCAGGGAGGUGUUGGGGUGCAGGAGCUGCAGGGAGGUAUAGGGUUGCGUGAGCUGCAAGCAGGUAUUGGGGUGCAGGAGCUGCAGGGAGGUGUUGGGGUGCAGGAGCUGCUGGGAGGUAUUGGGGUGCAGGAGCUGCUGGGAGGGAGAGAGCAUCAUCUAGAAGUUGCAGAUGUUCUGGAGCAGCAGACAGAGAGAGAGAUGAUAGGAAGGAAAUCACUGGAAGAUCAGAUAGAAUCAGAGAAUCUGCAGGAAACCCCAGGAACUCGGUGCAUGGAGCAGCUGGGCAGCCAGACACCACCUGGGUAUAAUAUUACAUUGCUGCUCCAGCAAGGCAUGGACAGAGUGCAGGGGCUGAGUGCAGUACCUGGCAGUCAGCACCAUGCCCAGCUUCUCACAGCUUACUCCAGUACUGAGGUGCAACAUUUGGAGAAUUCCAUCGAAGAGAUGCUGAUUAGACUGGACGAAUUCUGUGCCAUGAUGGACAUUAUAAGAAAAGAAAGCUCUCAAAUUCUUGAAGAAAAAAUUCCAGCAAUUAAACUUCGAGUGGAAGAAAUGAACCGAAUCUAUUCCCGAGUCGAUAAAUUGGAGGCGUUUGUUAAGAUGGUCGGACAUCAUGUGACCUUUAUGGAGGAGGAAGUGACGCAAGCUGAGAGCGAGAGUCUAUCUUUUCCUCAAACCCUUAACAGGAUCUUCCGAGGUGCCAGCGUUCCAACCUUCCUCAGAAAAACAACCUCCACAAAACAAAGAUCUUACGAACUUCCAAAGCUGUACCGAACAGAAGAAUAUUUUCCUUUAAAUCGUGUCUGACCGAAAAAUCCAAAUUGAUUCCAUUUAAGCACUUUUCAUCUGACGUUCAAGGAGAGGGAACCCCAAUAAACCUGGAUUUAAGGAGUCUGAGUAACCAUAGAAAUGCCUCGCAGACUAGAUGUAUCUGUUACUAAACGUACCCUGUGUAAUCGACCUAUUGCGCGAUUAUAUGAUUGUCACUGGAUGGAAGUGUAAAUAGUAGAACGACAGCGUGAUGGCCUGAAAGUGCGGAUACUCGGUAAGGAAUUCUGGAGAAAUCGCUAUUUGGUAAAACGUAACGAGUGGUAUUUUUGCUCGGUCAUUGAAGUCUAUAUUGUGUAGAAAGGGAUUGUGCGUUGCAGACCUUGGUUCCUUUGGCAGAACGGUUUUGUUGUGUUUAUGGGUAAGGUGCGAUCUCAUUCCCUUGUGGUUUAAUAGUUGCCAUCCAAUGCUAGCAUAGGUAAGGAUUUAAAGGGGCAGCCAAGCAGUCUCAUCCUGUCUUAGUAGAAUCCGGUUUUGCGUCACUGCCAGCUCUCCAAGAGCAGUCUCUCAUACAAUGCCUGCCAAAGCAGUCAGCAGGAGGCCUCCUCUCGUAUCACAUGUGCUGUCUCUGGGGCCACAGGAAGCCAGCUAGAGUAGGGCUAAGGAUGAACAUAUAACCUCUGCUGAAUGCACGGCAGCUGGGUUCAGGAUUAACCCUUUACCAGACCAUGUCAGCGCUAGGGAGCAGCAUUGUAAAAUGAGAUGUUUCCUAAGGGAUGUCAGGGAUCAGUAGCAGAAAGAAAUGGACAAAAAUAAAAAAAAACUAUAGUUUGUUUCUUAAAUUAUAAAAAUGUAUGCGGAUUGUUCCGUUAAACUAUAGAUCUAUGCGGAUUGACCCUUACAUUUGGAUUCUGUGAGUAAAAUAUCUCUUCGUCUCAAAGAGCCCUGCUAUACAUUGACACUAUCUUAGGUCCUCGGGAAAGACUGGUACGUUAUUCAUUUUCGGUUGGGCACUGGUGGAUCUGCUGUUGCAAGAAAUAAUGGUUACGGAUACCUAAUAUUCGCUGUCUUUUUAUUAAUAGUUAGGACAGCUAAAAUGUAGGCAUGCACUUGGCAUAUUCUCACCAUUUCUACCUGUCCCCCCAUGGCUUGCAAUUUUUUUUUCUUUUUUUUUAUAUUUAGUAUAAUUUCUGUUUAUUUAGGCUAGUGCUUCUAUUUAUUUGUAACGAUAAACCGGAAAAGCCAAUGUGUUCUAUAAUAUU